AUUUCUGCGGUUUGUCACUUGUUUGUGUCUCCUAGGUAUACAUUUUACGAAGUCAUAUUAUUAUGUAUCUAUUAUCAGUUAAGAAUCAGUCACGUCGCUUUGAAUUUCGCACACCAUGUUUUGCAUAGACAACUGGUUUUUCAGGUAUAAAUGUGAAAUCCCAGUCAUAAUUUAUACAAGACUAGGGUUCAGAACUUGACUGAGAACCAAUUAAGACGAAUGGAACUAUACUGGGUAUUUGCAACAUUACCACUUGCCUGGCCAGGCCCGGGCCUGCAAUAAUUAUCCUCGUGUUUGUUUUCAGUUGACAGAAUGCAAGAAGCUAUUGCUUGGCUAGCUACCAUAUGCAGAAGCAGAGGAAUAGUACCUUUCGUGUUUGCGAACCUUUUGAAAAUAUUUCAAUAACUUGUGGUUCAAAUCGCGUCGAGUCAGUGUAUGAAAUUCUGACAAAUUAGUCUGGAACAACUAACGACCUUGCCAGUCAGUGGACAUUCCAUGUCGCCAUGCCUACUUUUGGUUUGAUGGAGAGAAGAGAAGGUAGAUAGGCUAAUUGGCUUCCCGAAGGCUUUCACCAGCUGGUGUCAUUUCGUCUCCACGAUUCCAAGCAUAAACCAUGACACCAGAUGACCUAAUUUACGCAUGUAUACUCAUGCUAUCAUUAUCUAUUGGACCGUUGAUUCAGAAGUGUGGAAAAUCUCGACCAUGGUGCUCAGCUGUUGUCGGAUUUUUAAUGCUUUUCUGUGUUGCAGGAAAAGCUGUUUGGCAUUCACUGCUUACAUCAUCUGUCUUCACGUUGGCUUUUUUGCUUUUCCCUGUCAGGUUUUUGCACUACAUUACUGUUGUUUGGUGCUUUGGUUAUUUGGGAUUCUUCCGAACCUGUCAUUAUUUCGGAUUUGCUCCAGCCACUCCUGUUACAAAUAUUGUGCAGCUUUUACUGACUUUACGUUUGAUUGGUGCGUCGUUUGAAAUAAGUGAUAGCUGGCUUAUAGACAAACAGUUGCAAAGUGAAACUUUGCAGCCAGAGGAUAAAAACACUCUCAAACUAUUGAAGAUGUAUAAAUCUGUUGAACCUUCUCCUUUGAUGAUCAUGUCGUAUGCCUACAGCUAUAUUGGUCUGUUUACAGGUCCAUAUUACAAACUCCGAACAUUCGAGGACUUCAGUAAUUGGAAUUGUAAAAUUUGCAUGAUCACGGAGGAACCACUUUCACAGCAUCUUCAAGAAGCUCCUCCAUUUGGUGUGGCUUAUCUAAUAUUAUCCCACUUUUUUACUGUCGAUUAUGUGCGCACAACAGAUUUUUAUGAUCGACACUUCUUUUACCGAUUAUUUUAUAUGAUGAUAGUUUUCUUUACUUUUCGAAUGCGAAUUUAUUUUGCCUGGAAAAUGUCCGAAUGUGUGUGUAUGUCGGCUGGAUUGGGUGCAUAUCCUAAAUUAUCUGAGCCUGAGAAAGGUGAAGGACCAACUAAUCUUCGUGCAUUGAAUUCAUAUGUAGAGCAACAAGCGGCGAAGAAUAUGAAAACUAACUUUGAAAAUUCGCUGAGUCAUCAUCAUCAAGCUCCGAGCACUGCUAACUCCAUCAUCCCUCCCAGUUUGGGAAAUAAGUCUAGUAGUGAAAUCGGAUCAAAAGCUACUGUAAUUUAUAACUAUACUACGAUAUACAAUUUAAGUGUAUGGGGUUGUGAAUUCGCACCCACAGUACGAGAGUCAAUAAAGUCAUGGAACUGUUGUGUACAAUAUUGGUUGGCUACCUAUUUUUACAAACGGUGUAAAGCUCCACGAAAUAUACGAACUCUAUGGACAAUGUUAGUGAGCGCUUAUUGGCACGGUGUACAUGCAGGCUAUUAUCUAUCAUUUCUGACUAUACCGCUUGCAUUGGGUGCUGAGUCAAGUUUAAAAAACAUAAUUGGUUUGUGUGAAAAAAAUCUGCCAACUGGUAGUGCUUCAUUUUUGUCUUGGCUAUUAAAAAUGCGUGUAUUUGAAUACUGUUCAAUGGGUUUUUUAAUAUUAGACUGGCAGACAACAAUAGCCUAUUGGUCAAGUAUCUAUUAUUGUGUUCAUAUAGUUUUAAUUUUACUCAUUAUUUUUGAGUUCUUUCUUCGUCUUGUAUUACCAGCUAGAGCAUUUAAUUCAUCGUCAUCAUCAAAAUUAUUUCCUCAAUCUGAUGUCAUGAAGAAUGAUGCAUUUGAUCAAACCACAAUUCCCUAUUCUGAUCAACAAUUUGUUGAUAAAUCCAGAUUAUAAAAUUUAUCUAUCUUUGUUGUUCAUUGAAUCAAUAAUUAUUGUGUGGAGAUGGGCUUUUUCGAUUGUUAGUGUUCAUUGUAAAAAAUUUAGUUUCCUCUUUUAUUGUUGCUGUAGUGUACAACUUUUAUUUUCUUCCUGUUUAUGGAUAUGUUGUUUAUUUGUUGUGUUACCUGUUAUCUAGUCUUAUUUUGUAUUUUAUAAGAAUUAGUUCAUUUCACUGCCAAAUUUAUCUGUUGUUCUGUUUUUUGCUUGACGCUCAGCACAGAAUUUCCUCAAACUAUUUUGUAUUUCUCAGCGAUAUUAUAUGCAUAUCUAUUUCUCUUAUAUAUCUCUAGGAAAGCGGUUCUAUGCUGUGGUUUACUCGCCUUUUAGCCAAUCGCAUUACCUUCUACUACUGCUAAAGCGUGUGCUCAGAUUAACCCCAGUAGUGUUAACUUGUUUAUUUGCCACUACCGUUGUGCUGUCGUCUAUUAUCAAUAAAUUUUCUUUUAUGCCUGUUUCGUUUCGAAAUCCUAAUUUUAUUUAUUUAUCAAUUAGAUUACAUAUGGUAAGGAUAAAAGUUUAAAAACUAACAACGGCAAAACCGAGGAUUGUGUUUUAUGUUGCAUUCAUCAUCUAGUCGGCAACCUGUUUAUUUAUUGUUUAUUUUGAUUUGUUUUUCAGUACUUUUCAGUCAUUAUAUGCAACCACAAUCACAUGCAUUUUGGCUGAUACAUUUUAUUGUUAUUAUUAUUAUUAUUACUUAUCUAAGAAAUAAACUUGUUUCUUUCCUAAAAUUUCUGUUUAUACUGGAUGUAUUAAUAUGCAAGAAUACAGCAAGAUGAAUAAGGUAUGUACACUAUAUUCUUACAGAAAUUUGUUUCCUUGCAGUUUUCUCUUCCUCUUUAUUUUUAAAAUGGUGAAGAAUAGAAAUGUCAUGGGAAGUUUCUGAAUGAUAAGAUGUACUUUAUUUAUAUUUUGGUUGUUCUUCCAAAUAGAUAUCUUAUUCAAAGUAGAUAUUGCAUUCAAAUUAUGAAUUUAUUUUUUGUAUAUUU
Heterobilharzia americana is the source of this 3273-nucleotide messenger RNA. Lineage: Eukaryota; Metazoa; Platyhelminthes; Trematoda; Strigeidida; Schistosomatidae. The record is from the annotation of a GenBank genome assembly.